Messenger RNA from Mixia osmundae IAM 14324, 528 nucleotides. RefSeq lists its product as uncharacterized. Gene Ontology annotation, biological process: mitochondrial electron transport, cytochrome c to oxygen. Gene Ontology annotation, cellular component: mitochondrial inner membrane. The transcript is spliced from 4 exons. Lineage: Eukaryota; Fungi; Basidiomycota; Mixiomycetes; Mixiales; Mixiaceae. The record is from RefSeq and is a predicted model, not a curated record. Bases 53 to 505 code for a protein of 150 amino acids.
CUCCUCCCGAUCAGGUGGACAGGUCUCGAGUACAAACUAGGCAAAACGGGAAAUGGCUUCCUCCGCUUUGACGGGCAUGUUCCGUUCUGCCGUGCGACCGUCGACGUCUGCACUGGCCAGACAAGCACGCUUCUCCCCUGCAGCUAUCGCAAGAGGAGCUAGACACUACUCUGAGCAUGCCGAGGAAGAAUCUUACGAAGCCUUCAAUGCUCGCUAUGCCAAGUUCUUUACCCAGGUCGAGGACGUUUUCGAGCUCCAGCGUGGCUUGAACAACUGCUUCGCCUACGAUCUCGUGCCCUCCCAGGAGGUCGUCGAAGAGGCACUCAAGGCUAGCCGAAGGGUCAAUGACUAUGGCACUGCCGUUCGUAUCUUUGAAGGGAUCGCCCAAAAGGUCGAAAACACGGCGCAAUAUAACGAGUACCUCAAGGAGACCGAGCCACUCAGGAAGGAACUCGGUAUCCUGACCAAGGAGGAAUUGUACAAUCUGCCAGGCUCGCGCCCAUAGAGCAUCAAUGCAUCUGCAUACCC